This is a messenger RNA of Cyprinodon variegatus (sheepshead minnow), 2693 nucleotides long. It is a transcript of the gene rnf19a, whose product is annotated as ring finger protein 19A, RBR E3 ubiquitin protein ligase. Gene Ontology annotation, cellular component: cytoplasm; ubiquitin ligase complex. The record is from RefSeq and is a predicted model, not a curated record. Lineage: Eukaryota; Metazoa; Chordata; Actinopteri; Cyprinodontiformes; Cyprinodontidae. Gene Ontology annotation, biological process: positive regulation of proteasomal ubiquitin-dependent protein catabolic process; protein polyubiquitination; ubiquitin-dependent protein catabolic process. The transcript has 9 exons. Gene Ontology annotation, molecular function: ubiquitin protein ligase activity; ubiquitin conjugating enzyme binding; zinc ion binding. Bases 108 to 2693 code for a protein of 861 amino acids.
CCCCUUCUCCCAGCCCCCUCCAACUCCCGCACCUCUCCUCACACCUACGGGACAGGCUGCCUAGCUCUGGCUCCCCCCCAGCACACCCCUCUCCUCCCGCCGGAGAGAUGAGCUUAAAGAAGCAUCAGCAGCUGGGGAGCGGAAGUGGUGGGGUCACAGGUUCUGACCGGGACCUGCAGUCCACCGCUUCCUCCGUCUCCCUGCCGUCGGUGAAGAAAGCUCCGAAGAAGAGGCGUCUCUCCCUGGCUUCUCUUUUUCGAAGAAGAAGCCGGCAGAGGUCAAAGGAACCCCAGCGUCCUGGGUCAGGAGGCCUUGCAGGAGUGGAUGGCAUCGCCAGCAUUGAGAGCAUCCACUCUGAGAUGUGUAAUGACAAGAACUCUGCCUUCUUCUCUGUUGGUGUGGCAGGAGCUGCCUCUUUCUCAUCUGCCUUAGGGCCUUCCUCUUCUACCUCCUCCUCCUCUAAGAUGGGGGUGGGAGCGGGGGCAGAGUUACUGGAGUGCCCACUGUGCCUUCUACGCCUCUCCAGGGAGAGUUUCCCCGACAUCAUGACCUGUCCCCACCGCUCCUGCAUUGACUGCCUGCGCCAAUACCUGCGCAUCGAGAUCUCAGAGUCACGCGUCAACAUCAGCUGCCCCGAGUGCUCGGAGCGCUUCAACCCUCACGACAUCUGCAUGAUCCUCGGGGAUCGAGCUCUAAUGGAGAAAUAUGAGGAGUUUAUGCUGAGGAGGUGGUUGGUCGCUGAUCCGGACUGCCGCUGGUGCCCUGCGCCAGACUGUGGAUAUGCAGUCAUAGCCUUCGGGUGCGCCAGCUGUCCAAAGAUCACCUGCGGCAGGGAGGGCUGCGGCACAGAGUUCUGUUACCACUGCAAGCAGCUGUGGCAUCCCAACCAGACCUGCGACGCAGCGCGGCUGCAGAGAGCUCAGAGCCUCCGGCUGAGAACGGUGCGCUCGUCCUCCCUCAGUUACAGCCAGGAGAGCGGAGCUGCAGCCGACGACAUUAAACCCUGUCCUCGCUGCGCCGCUUACAUCAUCAAAAUGAAUGAUGGCAGCUGUAACCACAUGACCUGUGCCGUCUGCGGCUGUGAGUUCUGCUGGCUCUGCAUGAAGGAGAUCUCAGACUUGCACUACUUGAGUCCGUCAGGAUGCACAUUCUGGGGGAAGAAGCCGUGGAGCAGGAAGAAGAAGAUCCUUUGGCAGCUGGGGACUCUUGUGGGCGCCCCUGUUGGAAUCGCACUGAUUGCUGGGAUUGCGAUCCCCGCCAUGAUCAUUGGUAUACCUGUAUAUGUGGGAAGGAAGAUCCAUAACCGCUACGAAGGAAAGGACAUUUCCCGGCAUGAGAGGAACCUGGUGAUCGCUGGCGGAGUGACCCUGUCUGCCAUCGUGUCUCCUGUCGUGGCUGCAGUCACUGUCGGCAUCGGAGUCCCCAUCAUGCUGGCAUACGUGUACGGCGUGGUGCCCAUCUCUCUGUGCCGCAGUGGAGGUUGCGGCGUUUCGGCCGGGAACGGCAAAGGAGUUCGCAUCGAGUUUGACGACGAGAACGACAUGAACGUGGGCAGCGGGACCGGCGCUACGGACACCACAUCAGGAGCAGACACCAGGAACAAUCCCAGCAUAGGUGAAGGCAGUGUGGGGGGGAUGACGGGCAGCCUGAGCGCCAGCGGCAGCCACAUGGACCGCCUGGGAGCCGCCAGAGACAACCUGAGCGAGACGGCGUCCACCAUGGCUCUGGCCGGGGCCAGCAUCAGCGGCAGCCUCUCGGGCAGCGCCAUGGUCAACUACCUGCACAGGAUGGAGGUUCAGGCGGACGUGCAGAAGGAGCGCUGCAGCCUCAGCGGAGACUCUGCCACCGUCAGCCUGGGUACAAUCAGUGAUAACGCAAGCACCAAAGCCAUGGCCGGCUCCAUCCUGAGCGCCUACAUGCCUCUGGACAGAGAGGGAAACAGCAUGGAGGUCCAGGUGGACAUCGAAUCCAAACCUGCCAAACGGCGGCACCACAGCGGCAGUAGCAGCGUAGAGGACAGCAGCAACGCCGGCCGCUGCAGCUGGACCAACCCCCCCGCCGGCUGUAGCUCCUCAGAAGGCAGAGGGAGCGCGGCUAAGUGGGCCAAAGAGGCAUCCUGCUCCUCCUCUUCCAGCUCCGGGGGCAAAAAGAGCAAAGGCAAGCUGCGCAAGAAAGCAGGCGGAGGAACGAAGAUCAACGAGUCGCGGGAAGACAUGGACGCCCAGCUUUUAGAGCAGCGCAGCACCAACUCCUCCGAGUUCGACUCCCCGUCACUGAGCGGCAGCCUGCCCUCUGUGGCCGACUCGCAUUCCAGCCACUUCUCAGAGUUCAGCUGCUCCGACCUGGAAAGCAUGAAGACGUCUUGUAGCCAUGGCUCCAGCGGCGGGGACUACCACCCUCGCUUCGCCACCGUCAGCCCCUUACCGGAGGUGGAGAACGACCGCCUGGAGCUGUGCCCCGCCUCUCUGGCUUCAUCCCAGUCCCCAGCCUCCACCUCCUCCCCCCUGGGUAACGGCGCUCAGUUUUCUCGGCUCGGCUGCGUUAGAGACGAUAACGUUAACCCCGCGUGUCCCAGCGAGCCGGACUCCUGCAGCAACACCGGAGAGCUUUUAAAGGAACAGAACAACAAUCAUCAGGAGGAGGAGGAGGAGGCGCCGCAGACCAAGAACUCCAGCAUACAGACUGAUAUUUAA